This is a messenger RNA of Chiroxiphia lanceolata (lance-tailed manakin), 2099 nucleotides long. RefSeq names its product rho GTPase-activating protein 35-like. The record is from RefSeq and is a predicted model, not a curated record. Bases 393 to 1433 code for a protein of 346 amino acids. Gene Ontology annotation, biological process: signal transduction. NCBI's taxonomy places the organism in Eukaryota, Metazoa, Chordata, Aves, Passeriformes, Pipridae. The transcript is spliced from 7 exons.
GAGCACACCCCCCCCCGAUCCCGAAAAAAACUGGAGCUCACCCCCCCCCGGGUGCCCCCCCCAGACUUUUUGGCUCAGAUUCCCCCCCCGUGGGGUGCGGCCGGAGGGGCUCGGCCGGAGGGGGGAUGGAAAGGGGUGGGGGGCGGCUCUGAGGGGGGGGUACGGCCGGCACGGGCCAAGGGGGGGCCAAGGUUUGGCCAAAGGGGGGGCCCAGGAUUUGGCCGGGGUGGUCCUGGGUUUGGCCAGUAGGACCUGAGGCUCGUCUGGUGGGACCGGGGUGGCCCAAGGCUCGUCCAGAGGGGCCUGGGGCACGUCCAGCGUGGUCCAGAGUGGCCCAAGCCUUGGCCAAGGUGGUCCAAGGCACUUCCAGAGGGACCUGAGGCACGUCCAGCAUGAUCCAGGGUGGCCCAAACCUUGUCCUGAGUGGUCCAAGGCACUUCCAGAGGGACCUGGGGCACAUCCAGUGUGGUCCAAGGCACUUCCAGAGGGACCUGAGGCACGUCCAGCAUGAUCCAGAGUCACCCAAGGCUUCUCCAGUGGGACCUGAGGCACAUCCAGUGUCACCCAAGGCUCGUCCAGGGUGGUCCAAGGCUCGUCCAGUGGGACCUGAGGCACGUCCAGCGUGGUCCAGGAGUCGCCCAAGGCUCAUCCAGAGGGACCUGAGGCACAUCCAGUGUGGUCCAGGGUGGUCCAAGGCACUUCCAGAGGGACCUGAGGCAACAUCCAAUGUGAUCCAAUGUGGCCCAAGGCACAUCCAGCACAUCCCAAGGCUUGUCCCAGAUGUCCUGAGGCUCAUCCAGGAGAUCCCAGCGCUCCUCCAGGACAUCCUGAGGCUCCUCCAGGAGAUCCCAGCACUCACCCAGGAGAUCCCAGCACUCACCCAGGAGAUCCCAACACUCAUCCAGGAGAUCCCAGCGCUCCUCCAGGACAUCCUGAGGCUCCUCCAGGAGAUCCCAGCGCUCACCCAGGAGAUCCCAACACUCAUCCAGGAGAUCCCAGCGCUCAUCCAGGAGAUCCCAACACUCAUCCAGGAGAUCCCAGCGCUCCUCCAGGACAUCCUGAGGCUCCUCCAGGAGAUCCCAAUGCUCCUCCAGGACAUCCUGAGGCUCAUCCAGGACAUCCUGAGGCUCAUCCAGGAGAUCCCAACACUCAUCCAGGAGAUCCCAAUGCUCCUCCAGGAGAUCCCAGCGCUCCUCCAGGAGAUCCUGAGGCUCAUCCCACCCGCCCGAGGCUCCCCCAUCCCAUCCCAAGACUCCUCGGAGACGCCCCCAGGCUCAUCCCAACCCCCCCCCGGGAUGGAUCCCAGGACCUCCCUCCCCCCCCCCCCUCCCUUUUUUUUUUGGGAAGGGGGGGGAUGCUGGUGUUGCCUUUGGGACCCCCCUCCCCCUUCCAUUCCCGCCCCUCUCCCGGGAUUUUGGGCCUGGAGCACUUAGGGGAGGGGAGGGGUUGGGUGCCCCCCCCCCCCCCGAUUCGGGCUGGAUUUGGGGGGUUUCUCAUGGAAAACUGGUGCUGAUUGGGGGGGGGUCGGGAUGGGGGGGGGGAAUUUUGGGGCACGGGGGGGGGGGGGCUCAGAUACCCGGAUCCCCCAGGAAACACCCGGAUCCCCCAGGAAAUACCUGGAGCCUCCAGGAAAUACCUGGAUCCUCCAGGAAAAAAAAGGGGGGGGUGGCCCGGACACCCCUCCCCCCAUCACCCCCCUCCCCUCCCCCUCCCCUCCCAGUACCGGACUGGUUUUAAACUGGAGUUUAUGGUACCACUGGGAGGUUCCCACCCCCCUCCUGGGUCUCUUCGCACUUUAAGACGCCCCCAAUUCCCCCCCUCCCCCCCCAGUGACAAAAACAGCUCAAACCCCCCCAAAAACCACCGCACCCCCCCCGAAACCCCCCCAAAAAACCCCAAAAAGGGCUUUUUUCCCCCCAAUUUUCCGGCCUCGGGGGCCCAAAAUCCCGAUUUUUCCACCGGGUUUGGGGGUUUUUAAUAAAACCAGCCCCCCCCCCCCCCCAAACCCACCCAAAAAUACAAAAAAAAUCACGUUAAAGUUGGGGGAAAAAACACUAAAAAACCCAACUUUUCGCCCCCCGGGGAGAUUUGUUUUUCCC